UGGAGCAAGGGCAAAGGUCAAUAUCCACCGCGCCCCCCUAGCCCAGCAGCCAACAGUUCCUCCAGCGUGAAAAGGGAAAAGCGGAAGUGUGUUUCGUGCGUCACUUCCGGUAGCGCGCUGAGCGCCAAGACGGCGGCUCGGGGACGCCAUGUUGGGAGUGGCACACAAGGCGCCGGAACCCGGGCGGCCAUCUUGGAUAGGACUACGAAGCCUUAGAGGGAAUAGUUCUGGAGGUUUGCGCUUAAUGGCGGCGCAAGGUGCCUCCAUCUUGGGAGUGGCAGGUUCUGCCAUCGCCAAAGAAAGUUCCUGAAAAAACGCAGGCGAAUAUCCUGUGGGUUGGAGGCGGGAGGAGGGGGGGGAAAAAAAAAGACGACCACGUGACUCUUAAAGAGCCCUCCCCCACCCUAUGGCGGCGCCCCAUGCUGGGCCCGCCCCUCCACAGCGCCAGCCAAUGAGAGCAGCGGUGCGGAACGCGGACGGUUUCCAUGGGAGCGGAAAGGGAGGAGGGGAGGAGGUUACCUAGCAAUUGGGAGAUGCUGCUAGGCCCAGCCAAACGGUAGGAAAGUGCUUUCUCUGAGCCGGAGAAACCCGAACUGACGGAUCCCUGACAGAGGCGAUUCCUAGUCGCCCCCCCCAGCCCCUUGGACCUGCCUUUGUCCCCAACCCAAUCAUGACGUCUCCCCUGUGCUGGCUGGCCGCCACCAGUGCCACGGUGCCUCCUCCGGACCAGAUUCCGACUUCUUCCAAGGCCAAGGGCACUCAAGAUCAGACCAAAGGCCACCCUAGUAGAGUCAAGGUCCCCGGACAGGCCUGGCCUCCAGUCCAUUUCAAGGGACCCACCCAUGGGAAGGCCGCUAUCCAACUUCAGAUGGCUGAGUUACAAAGGAAGAUACAAGUAUUAGAGAGUGAUCGGAAGGCCUUUUAUGAGAGCAGCCAGUGGAACAUCAAGAAGAAUCAGGAAACCAUCAACCACCUACAUGAGGAGAACAGGGUGCUGCAGCUACGGCUGAGGGACCUGCUCAAGGGAGAAGAGAAAGUGGUCCAGGCAGUGAUUCAGGAAUGGAAGUCGGAAAAGCCAUACCUGAAGAACAGGACAGGCCAGCAGGCCCUGGAGUACCUGGACCACCAGCUGAGUGAGAAGGUGAAGCAACGGAACGCUCUCCGCCACCAGCUGGGAUUGCGGCAGAAGCGGCUGGAGGAGCUCCAGCUGCAGCACAGCCUACGUGAGAUGGAGAUGGCGGAGGUGCAUGAUAGCAACACUGAGGUGGCUAAGACCUUGCGGAACCUGGAGAACCGCCUGGAGAAGGCUCGGAUGAAGGCGGAGGAGGCGGAACACAUCACCCAUGUGUACCUGCAGCUCAAGGCCUAUCUCCAGGGAGAGAGCCUUCACUUCGAGAACCGUGUGGACUUCAUGGAGGCUGAGGCGGUGAGGAUGAAACGUGAACUGGAGGAGCUGCGCGUGGUGAACCAGGAGGCACUCAACACCCGGAACGUUGCCAAGAGCCAGCUGCAGUAUCUGGAGGAGACUGUGUUCCGAGAGCGCAAGAACCGCGAGCACUACGUGAGCGAGUUCAAGAAACUGGCGGAGGAGAGGAAACUGCAGAACGAGCGCAUGGAGCGCAAGACCCAGCGGGAGCACGUGCUGCUGCAGUCCGAUGAUACGACCCAGGACAACCGGAAGGCCAGGGAGGAGGAGCUGGAGAUGCGCUGGAGCAUGUACCAGAUGGAGAUGCUCUUCGGCAAGGUCAAGGACGCCACCGGCGUGGCCGAAGCACACGCGGUGGUGCGGCGGUUCCUGGCGCAGAGCGACACCUUCACGCAGUUGGAGAUGCUCAAGAAUGAGAACGCGGAGCUGCUGCAGGGACUGAAGGAAGAGAAGCAGCAGCUGCAUCAGGAGCUCGAAGAACACAAGUACUCAGGGGAGACCAUGCUAGUGAGUGAACAGAGGCUGCAGACUGAGUUGCAGAGUAGCCUCAAUGCAGAGCAGCAGCGGAAGGCUGAGGCCCAGGCCCAACUGGAUCAGGCCACGCGGGCGAUGCAAGUUGUGAGGGAGGGCAUGGAGGAACUGGCGGGCAAGCUGAACCACCUCACACUGGACAGCCAGGUCUCUGAGAAAGACCUACCCGGAGCCACCGAGGACUUAGCCCCUCAGCCGCAGGAGGCCGGGGGCUCUGCUGAGAAAGAGCUGGAUCGCACGGCCAGUGACUAUAUGCCCAAGCUGCUGGGCCUGGUGGAGGAGAAGCUGCUGAUGCUGCAGGCGCAGUUCGACAGCCAGGAAAUUCCGGAGAUGCUGCGCCACAUAGCGAAUCGCGAGUUCUACACCAACCUGGAGGGAAAGCUGCCCCCGCACAACACCCGCAUCACCUUCCCCCUGGCCAGCGCCGCGGACAAGUUCUUUGACGAGGAGGACACCGAGGACGACGACAACGACCUGGUGUCUCGCGCGGGCCUCAAGAUCCGCUCCCAGAAACUGAUUGAUUCUCGCAGCAAGAAGCGCAAAAGCCCUCGGAAGUCCUAGACUCGCCCUCGCACCCGCCUGGCCUCUCCCGGCCUCUGGGAGCUCCGAGUCCUCGGCGCCCAGCCCCCCGGCCCCGGGGUCCUUUGAGGGCUGAGCGGCCGGACGGAGCGAGCCGGCCUCGGCGCCCGGAAUAAAUAUCCGGCGGCCCGCCGGCCUCGGAAUCACAAAUAAAUGUCACCGACCAGC
Molecule: messenger RNA, 2704 nt
Organism: Pipistrellus kuhlii (Kuhl's pipistrelle)
Lineage: Eukaryota; Metazoa; Chordata; Mammalia; Chiroptera; Vespertilionidae
Gene: ODAD3
Product: outer dynein arm docking complex subunit 3
Exons: 13
Coding region: 671-2518 (615 amino acids)
Biological process (GO): outer dynein arm assembly; cilium movement
Cellular component (GO): cilium
Source: RefSeq, a predicted model, not a curated record